GGAGUCCAUACUACUUGACCCCAUCGACUACCCAACUCUUUCACUGAAGAGAACCUCCCUUCUUCCUUCUUCUUCUUCUUCUCUAUCAAUCGUUUCCCUCAUCUUCCCCUCCAUUCCUCCUUCCUACCCAAGGAACCAACCAGGUCGCCUCGUCUCCUUCCCUUCUCCCAUAUAGACUAGACUUGCUUCAGUCUUCAUUUCGUCUGCCAUCUGUUUAUAUUUCUAAACUAAUACCCACCCUUAUCGGACAAGAGAGCGACAGCACAUCAGUCAGUCAUCACCUACCGCCAAGAUGACACAAGGAACACAGCACCGUAUUGCGAUACCCAGACCCGAAGCCUCGCGCACAGAAUCCUCUCUCCCGGGCCACUUGCGCCCCUCCGUCAUCAAUGUGCCCGUCACCCCGGGAAUCAGCCGCGAGGCCUACGAAGAAGAGCUCACCGACAUGCCCCCAAGUGGCUACUUUGGCAGGCGAACCGACGAGCACGAGAUUGCCCAGUCUCCAGGCACCGUCGGCCUUGACGAGACAGGAAGCGUUGACAAGCAGCUCGCUGUGGGUGCCGAUGCCGGCAAGGACUACAUGCGCCGUCUGAGCACGGCCGUCACGGGCACUACCUCUAGCCAAGACUCCCUCUACGAUAUCCGCCACAAGUUCCCCAAUCUCUCGCUCAGCGGAAACAUCAUCUCGGCCACCUUCACAAUCCCCCACUUGCUCAAGUAUACCAAGGGCGAAAAGGGCACCCCGGGUUCCUGGGAUCUAAAACCCCGCCGGGGACAGUCGGCGCUUUUCGAUUCGUUUUCGUACCUCUCCUCCGAUGACGCCCCAUGGAAUCACACGGUUGUCGCCUGGACCGGCGAGAUUGAGGAGGUCAAGUCCGCCCAGCAGGCCGGCAAUGUUCCUGCUACCACGGUCGGCCAACCCUCUCUCAACCCCCUUUCCCGCCCUGUGCCCAUCGAUGGCAGCAUUACUCCCCCGGCCACCCCCACGGCAGACGGCCUCUGGAUCCCCAAGGAAGACAUGCACUUGCUAGAGCACGAGCUGUCGCACAACAGGAGGAUCAAGACUGUCCCUGUCUGGCUCGCCGACGACAUCGAGGGCCACGACGAUGGCAUCAGGCUGAAGGAUCAGGCCCGCUGGAGACGCUACGCCGAGCACUCCCUCUACACCCUUUUCCACUACAAGCAGAACGAGCCCGCCGAUGGCCGCGCCGAAAGAAUCCAGUGGGCUGACUACUACCGCAUGAACCAAAAAUUCGCCAACAAGAUUCUCGAAAACUACAAGCCUGGCGACAUCGUCAUUGUGCAUGACUACAACCUGAUGCUUCUGCCUAGCAUGCUGCGUCAGCGGGCUCCCCACAUGUACAUUGCCUUUUACCUGCACUCGCCCUUCCCCAGUUCCGAGUUCCUGCGCUGCCUUCCCAGGAGAAAGGAAGUCCUGGAGGGCGUCUUGGGCUCCAACAUGGUCGGAUUCCAGAGCUACAGCUACUCCCGCCAUUUCUCUAGCUGCUGUACCCGCAUCCUCGGCUUCCCCUCCGAUACUACCGGUGUCGAGGCCUACGGCGCGCGUGUUGAGGUCGGCGUCUUCCCCAUUGGUAUCGAUGCUAUCAAGGUCGCUGCCGCUGCGUGGAAGCAGUCCGCCACCGCAAAGUACGAGGGGCUGAAGAAGAUGUACCCCGGCAAAAAGCUCAUCGUCGGCCGUGAUAAGUUGGAUAGUGUCCGUGGUGUUGCCCAGAAGCUCAUGGCUUUUGAGCGCUUCCUCGAGCUCUACCCCGAGUGGAGGGAAAAGGUCGUUCUCAUCCAGGUCACCUCGCCCACUAACAUUGAGGAGGAAAAGGAGGAUUCCGAGAACAAGAUUUCCAGUCGUGUCAAUGAGCUUGUCAUGAAGAUCAACGGCAUGUACGGCUCGCUUGGCUUCUCCCCCGUCCAACACUACCCCCAGUACAUCUCGCAGGAUGAGUACUUUGCUCUCCUCCGUGCUGCCGACAUUGGCCUUAUCACCUCGGUCAGAGACGGCAUGAACACUACUUCCAUGGAGUACAUCAUCUGCCAGCGUGAGAAUGCUGGUCCUCUCAUUCUCUCCGAGUUCAGUGGUACCGCUGGCUCCCUCAAGGACGCCAUCCACAUCAACCCCUGGGAUCUUACCGAUGUCGCCAGGCAAAUUAACAAUGCUCUCACCAUGUCGGAAGAGCGCCGCCAGAGUAUCCAGAGGAGCUUGCUCGAGCACGUCACCAACAAGAACGUCCAGUUCUGGACUGCCGGUCUCCUACGUCGCCUGAUUAGUGUCCUCGCCAGCAGGAAAGACGUCAUCGCCACUCCCCUGCUCGAUCGCGCCACCAUGCUCCGCAAGUACCGGGCGGCCAAGAAGCGUCUGUUCAUGUUCGACUACGACGGCACCCUCACACCCAUCGUCAGGGAACCUAGCGCCGCCAUCCCGUCGGAGCGCGUUAUUAACAGCCUCAAGACUCUGGCGGCCGAUCCCCGCAACGCCGUCUGGAUCAUUUCCGGCCGUGACCAGGAGUUCCUUCAGCAGCACCUUGGCCACAUUACCGAGUUGGGCUUCAGCGCAGAGCAUGGUAGCUUCAUGCGGCACCCGGGCUCGACGGAGUGGGAAAACCUUGCGGAGAAGUUUGAUAUGGGCUGGCAGGCCGAGGUUCUGGAGGUCUUCCAGAAGUACACCGACAAGACUCCAGGUUCCUUCAUCGAACGCAAGCGUUGCGCCCUCACCUGGCAUUACCGCCUCGCCGAUCCCGAGCAGGGUCUCCACAUGUCUCGCGACUGCCAAAAGGAGCUCGAGACCACGGUCGGUCGCAAGUGGGACGUCGAGGUUAUGGCGGGCAAGGCCAACCUUGAGGUGCGUCCCACGUUCAUCAAUAAGGGCGAGAUCGCGAAGCGCCUCGUCACGGAGUACAACGCCGAGCUUGCUCCCGAGAAGCUCGAGUUUGUGCUCUGCAUGGGUGAUGAUUUCACCGACGAGGACAUGUUCCGCAGCCUGAACGUGCUGUCCGGUCCUAGCGAAGAUGCCGAGGUCAAGGCCGAGAACUGCUUCACUGUCACGGUGGGCGCCAGCACCAAGGUUACGCUGGCUAGGUGGCACUUGCUGGAGCCCGAGGAUGUGAUUGAAUGCGUGGCUCUCCUCGCUGGCGUUGGUAGUGCCGGCGCUGGUGCGAGUGGCGGCGUACUGUCCAUGGGAGAGGUCAACCUUGCGGCGUUGAGCGCGGUUGAGGAUCAUAUCCCUGAUGGUCAGGCGCAGUAAGGAGUGUGUGAAAAGCAAACAAAAGGGACAAGAAAAUCAAGAGUAAGGUAGGGAAAAGUAGUGUUUGGGAUGGGAUAGGGAGGCGAUGUUAGAUUCACUAGUGGCUGGCUGGGCUGGGCUGGGACUGUUUUCUUUAUGUUCGUUGUGUUGAUAAUUU
Molecule: messenger RNA, 3410 nt
Organism: Neurospora tetraspora
Lineage: Eukaryota; Fungi; Ascomycota; Sordariomycetes; Sordariales; Sordariaceae
Product: glycosyltransferase family 20-domain-containing protein
Exons: 3
Coding region: 293-3253 (986 amino acids)
Biological process (GO): fungal-type cell wall organization; trehalose biosynthetic process; cellular response to heat
Cellular component (GO): cytosol; alpha,alpha-trehalose-phosphate synthase complex (UDP-forming)
Molecular function (GO): trehalose-phosphatase activity
Source: RefSeq, a predicted model, not a curated record